This is a messenger RNA of Pocillopora damicornis (cauliflower coral), 3206 nucleotides long. RefSeq names its product protein tolkin. The record is from RefSeq and is a predicted model, not a curated record. Lineage: Eukaryota; Metazoa; Cnidaria; Anthozoa; Scleractinia; Pocilloporidae.
AAUUAAAUGAGAGUCAAACUAAACUAUAUUGGCCAGCUUACGAAUAAAAGGAUUUCUGACUAUAUAUACAUUUUGCGGUGGACAGGCCAACAACUGACUUUGGGCAAAACUUUUUUAAGCGAUUUCUUUCCGGCUGAGGAUAGUGACACAGACAGACCGUCCCACAUAACGUCCCACGAGUUUCCGAUAAUAUAUUAUUAGUGUCGGAAAGCAGCUCUAAAGGGAAUGACUAAUCACAUAAGAAAGUCCGAUUUUACUAGGAAAGAGCAAAAAUGAAUGUUACAUGAUCUAAACCGAAAAGACUGGACGGAAAUUUGUUUUCCAGGAUCACAAAAUUGGUUAUCUGUCGCUGUAAAUUACAUGAACGUUCUAAAAAAUGAAUAAAAAAAAUUACUAUUGAAAAUUUUGAAACGAAGCUAGUGAAAGAAAUGAUAAAUUAUUGAAGACAACCAUUUUGUCACUUGGAAAACUCUCGCCUUGUGAAGUUGAAAUACACAAAAGUAGACUGAUCGAAUUGACACAUUGUGAAGGUCCAUCGAGAUUCGUCUAACGAUGAAGAGGACUUCAGCCUCGUGAAGGACGAUGAAAGAAAUAGCUUCAAGUGAGAGCAAUCACUUAUGGGUUUCAUAAACACUGUGAUCUGUUUUGCUGUUGUAUUUACACGGCACUUUACAGACACUCGAGCAUGCCACAUGAACAUAACCAGUCUCAAUGGAACGAUUAACAUUUUAAACCCUCCCGCGAAGCAAACGAACUCCACAGGGUACACCUGCAAGUGGAACAUUCAGCUUAUGAAAGUCGACACACCUCGCCAUGUUGAGCUACGUUUCACUUCAUUUGACAUCGCUGGAAUCAUGCCAGAGUGCUUCAGUGGAAAUUAUAUCGAAUUAUUUCUUGGUUGCAAUCCAUCAAAGUCUAUCGGUAAAUUUUGCGGGAAGUUGUCAAUGCCUGUAGUGUAUUCGUUUGAUCACUGUCUCCAAAUAAGGCUCAUCGUCGCGUCUGAUUUCCGAUUUGAAGGAAGCAGUUUGCUCGAUGGUGUGCCCUAUUUUACAGCUGUUUUCAACCAACGCUUACGAACAAAAGCCUUAUCGCAGAAUUAUUACGGUUGUGGCAAGGACUAUUAUGCCAAUGCAAGAUAUGGAAAUGUCUUCUCGCCACACUGGCCUCUACCCUACCCCCGGUACGUAGACUGUGUAUGGCACGUGACUACGCGGAAAGACUAUAAUAUCAAGCUGCUGUUCUUUGAUUUUGACGUCAGAUCAACGAACGCAAGCUCAGAAGCCGACUUCGUGGAAGUGAGACCAGGAAGAAGGUUAGUGACAAAAUCCAAACAGUGUGGAAGAAAGGACCCCUUUUCACUAACAAUUGAGGGAGACUCAGUAUUCAUACAAUUCAAAAGUAAUGCGGAGGCUGGAAAUCGGGGAUUUAUGGCCGGAUUUGUAACCUACAGUGCUGAGACUGUCGACUUUCAACCUCAAGUCCUCAUCAUGCUGGCCGUGAUAUUCUCAACUCUUUUGCUUUUUGCGGGAAAAGCUUUAGUUAAAAAAAUGUUAGAGAAAAGACGAUUGAAAAGGAAAGCUAAUCUUGACCAAUCAGCACGACGCUACUGGACUAGGAGUGUGACACCAAUAUCACAUGACCACUCAGUGGGAGAAUCCACGGCAAAGUCUGACUUCUUAGGUCGGAAAGGGUCCUCAACAGGCAACUGCCCAGUGAAAAAUGUCACUUUUGAAACAGCAGGAACAGAAAGCAAGCCAAGCCCAGGAAAGGAAUACAGCAAUGAAGAUCUGGAGCAAGAAACUGUCUGCUAAUCGGUUAUUUGUCGCCUUAGGUCGGUCGUGUCGCAAAAAAAUAUACUUGAUCCCUCCUAAGACUCUGUAGUAUUCUGUAGACCUCCCCUCAUUGGCAGUCACCUUUCUUACCCCUCCCCCCCUCCAUUUAUUCUCUGAGUAGCGACACCUAGUCCCCCCUUAUUUCCCCCUGAAAACCAUGUGAACCCCCAUAAAUUAUUUAACCCCUCCCCCCACAGAUGAUUAAUAGUCUCAAUUCCCUUGGCUCUCGAUCAAUUGACACUUUGAAAUCAAUCGAUGUUUGGAAGUACAUGUACAUAAGUAUUGUAAUGAAAUGUUCCUCUCAUCGAUAACUGUCCGGAUUUUUUAAUAUAUAUCUGUUACAGUGUUUUCUCACAAUGACGUUAUCUGGAGAAUUUUCGGCCCCAUUAGUUUGCAAAUCUGCAGUUCACUUUCGAGAAAAAGAAACCACAGUGAAAGAAACCAUCGUAUCCUGUUAGAAUUAGACUAUGAAACUAAUAAAUAGAUUCCACAUUUUUCAGCAGAAUCGAAGUGAGAAAGAAGUUAUUUUGUUUUUGUUUUUCUGUCUCUAAAUUCGCUUACCUGGAGAAUCUGCUAAUCAGUAUAGUGAGACUGUUGUAACGACCCGCCACAGAAGAAAGUUUAAAUUGAAGUUUUUUUAAUUCAAUUACGAGAUGAAGACUUGAUUUGCAUUCGUUCUGAAAAUGUAUUUCUUUUAGAUCGAAUAAUUAUAAGACCUUGACUUGAUAUUAUGCGGUUUGUGGUGGUCAUGUGAGCUAACCAGUUCAGAUUAAGGACACAAUCAUAGUACCCUAAUGGUUACUGACUGUUGCCUAUCUAAUUUCUACUCGCUCUAUAUCCAACACAAGGAGUUUAAUUUAUCACAAAAUUACUAUUAUCAUAUUCAUUAUCAAUAAUAUAUUCGUUAUUGUUACCGUCUAUUUUAUAAACCAGAUCUUUUCUUUUUUAUUUUUUUUUAUUCACACUUCUUAAUUUGUUUAUUUAUUUUCCGACUUUUAACACGAAUCAAGUGGCAAAAUAGCAAAAUUAAGCAAGAGAUGGCGAUCGUGAUCUUUCUCCUUCACUUUUCUCGUAUUAAAAGCUGCAAAAAAAUUCCCAAAAGCCGUCCACAACGGUCACACUGCAAUAUAAGAAAUUAAAGGAAAAGUUGGUUCAUAAUUGUCAGUGCUUUGUAAAGUUCUUUAAAUAAUGCAGUCGAGCGUGGUGCAUACAUUGUAAUAUUAUAAUAUUCCUGUCAUUAUGUCUAUUAGCGCAAUAUGGGGAAUAUUCGAUCUAGAGAAAAAUAACUGAGUGCUACAAGGUCAGUACUGUGGUCAAGCGGAGUCCUAUUAUUUUCUGCUAUAAAAACCCUCUCCAAAGAGAGGGAUACACUUA